UCAGUAUGCUGGGAUGGCAUUUGCAAUAUUGGGUACAAAACAGCACAUAUGCAUUCAUAUUUAUAAGAAACUAGCAGAUGUUAAUUUAUUUUUUGAAUAUUACAUAAACACCGUUCUAAAAUCAGAAGGGAAUAAGCACAGGACUGAUUCAUAAAACACCAAAUGAAGUACAAAACAGAUUUCCUACGAUGACCAUUCUGGGGUUGUGCGAUCAUGCAGCCAGCAACUCAUCUCCCGAUUCUUUUCUCCAAAUUGAGGGGCGUUUCUAAAAGGUAAGUUUGUGCUCUCAGAAGCCUAUCACGACGAUUCACUGACUAUCAUUUACUUGAGACACUCCAGUCAAUUCUCGCCAAAUUCCGGGACUAGUCACUCAAAGAGCCAAUGAAAGUAAUCACCAGUUCAAACCGGGGCGUAGCAGCUUGCGGCUGGGCGAGGAAACAAAAGAAACAAUAAAGAAAAAAAGCCUUCCGGAACACAUUGAUUUCAAUUUCAACCGGCGCGGGAGCUUUUUUUGUAUUAUUAGUAACCACAUCUGUAAAUAUUUUUAUUUUUUUUAUUUUAACCUAUUUAAAUAUUUUAACAAUGACCAGUAGCACACCAUUACUGGUUACCGAGGAGACGGAGCCCGAGCUCCCGCCGCUGGUUGUAGAAAGGCUGGAAGACCUGGGCCUCGAUGAGCACGGCACGCAGAGCUAUUCAGGGCCGCAGGAAGCCCCGAUCGCUGCGGUACAUGAGCUUCACCAGGCGGCCCGGUUCAGGUUGCUCGGGAGCGUGCUGGAACUGCAGCCGCAGUCGCGACAUCAGCAGCAGGACGAGGAAGGAGAACUGGAAGAGGAGGAAUUAGUCGAGACAGAGCCAAACACGCUCAACACACAGGCCCGUGUACCAUGUUUAGGCUCUGUUAUGCUGCCGGGGUUGGAGGCCCCAGAGACGGUCAUGCUGUAUAGCGGCGGCGUGGAGGACCCCCAGCAGCAGGUCCCCGGGAUGAUAAUGAUACUUCCGCCAGGUUACGGAGAGCAUGGUUUCGAUGGCGAUCGUUCUUCUGUCAUGCGGAGGAAGAGCGUCAACACCACGGAGUGUGUCGAGGUGCCUACCUCCGAGCACGUAGCAGAGAUAGUUGGCAGGCAGGGUUGCAAAAUCAAGGCAUUGCGGGCCAAGACCAACACGUACAUCAAGACACCGGUGCGAGGGGAGGAGCCAGUCUUUGUGGUGACAGGGAGGAAAGAGGAUGUGGCCAUGGCUAAGCGGGAGAUCUUGUCCGCAGCAGAGCAUUUCUCUAUGAUCCGAGCAUCUCGCAACAAGACUGGCCCAUUGACCGGAGGACUCCCCGGUGCCCCCAACCUGCCUGGCCAGAACACCAUCCAGGUGCGUGUGCCUUAUCGGGUCGUAGGUUUAGUGGUGGGUCCCAAGGGUGCCACCAUCAAGCGGAUCCAGCAGCAGACGCACACCUAUAUUGUGACCCCUAGCCGAGACAAAGAGCCAGUGUUCGAGGUGACGGGCAUGCCAGAGAAUGUGGACCGGGCGCGUGAAGAGAUUGAGGCGCACAUUGCCAUGCGAACCGGCAGUUACGUGGAGAUGACUGGGGAGGAGAACGACUUCCACUACAAUGGCACCGAUGUUGGCUUCGAGGGGGGGCCUGGUGGUGGUGGCGCUUGGCUGAACAACCGUGCCCCACCGGGGGGAGGACCCAGUGGCACCCGCGUGAUCUCCAAUUACCGCAACGACAGCUCCAGCUCCCUGGGGAGCGGAUCCACCGAUUCCUACUUUGGGGGCAACCGCAUGGCAGACUUCAGUCCCACCAGCCCCUUCAAUGCAGGCAGCAGCUUCUGGUUUGGGGAGUCAUUGCUGCCCCUGGGCUCUGAAGACCUGGGGGGAGUGGAGUCUCCUAGCUUUGAUUCCCUGACAGCGCAACCUCCUCCACCACAGCAUCAGGUCACCUGGAGCCCCUUUGAGCACGGGAACCCCCUGUCAGGGUUUGAAGGGAAAAAUCAACGGCGGGAUAGCCAGCCCAGCACCCCACGCCUCUCGCCCACCUUCUCUGACAGCCAGGAGCACUACCGGAUGUACACCCAGGCCUUCUCCUACUCCAGCGAGAGCUCCACCUCAAGCUCGCCCCCCGACUCUGCCAGCUCAGCAGGGCUGUGUCAGGGCAAGCGGGACUGCAUCAGGUGCUUCGAGAGCGAGGUGAUUGCUGCUCUGGUGCCCUGUGGCCACAACUUGUUCUGCAUGGAGUGUGCCAACCGCAUCUGUGAGAACAGAGAGCCUUUGUGCCCAGUAUGCCAGGCCCCUGUCUCGCAGGCCAUCAGGAUCUUAAGCAUGUGAAAUCCCAAUGAGAGUUAGUUUUUGAGCUCGAUUGAUGGAUACAGAGGCAUUUGAGUGGGUGAUGGGUUGAGCAGAUGGAAUCUGUUGGUACCAUCUUGUGUGUUGCGUUUUAUUUUUGACUGUUAAUAGGCAAAAGGGGGAAAAAAAAAAAGGUUAGGAUUAGGCUUAAGUUGUUGGUCAUAUAACAUACAUACACAGGGUGUUUCAAAAGCCCUGUCCCAUAAUGGUUUUAUUUCUUAUGUUCUGUUGCAAGCUAGACUCUAAUGUACCGCGAUGGCACAGUAUACACUGCAGUGGGCCAGGGCUUUUGAAACACCCUGUAAUAUAAAUUGUACUCUCCGUCCUCCAUUCCCCCCCUACCCCCCCCCAAUAGCUGCUAAAUUGAGAACAAACUACAUGUUCUGUUGGUCCCCUGCCUGCCUGUUCCAGGGAUGCCAAUUGUAAAAGGGAGAAAGUGGUGCUUACUUUAUUUAUAUUUACGAAAAAAAAGACAUGCGCUUACAUAUCCAAUUUUAAAACCCUAUGAUAUAUAAUCUGCAGACAAGAUUAUUUAGUAGUUGGUCUGGGGUGAAACUCUACUCAAAAAAUAAAGCCACACCUCUUAACUGCCUCUGAUAGUACUGCCAUGCUAUGUAGCCAUUUUUGCAGUUUACAACAACUUGUGCCUAAUUCCACUGUUAACAUUUUUUUUUUUUUUAAAGCAUUCAUGUUUGCAUGGGAAGGGGGUUUACAGUGGAGAGAGGAUCACUGUUACUACAGAUCAGUCAAUCUAGACUGAAGGUAUUAGUGUUUUACAGAAGAAUCUUGGGAGCGUACUUUGCGUAGUCAGUGUAAGAUCAAAGGAUCAAGAAAUCAGUCUGUUUUAACCUUGAUUGUUCAAGUACACCCAAACAGAGCUUUUAAAUGUUUGGAAGCCCACUGGUCCUUCACACAAAAAGGCAUUUGUGCAAGUUUUGGUUGAUAAUGAGGCUGUUCAAACAUUCCAUUAAUAUUACAUUAUUGUUUUAGAAUAAGUGGUUUGAAUUCUGGAGUCUCUUGGUUUUCUCCUGUUUUUAUGUUUGUGUGCAAAGAUCACUGAAAAGAGAUCACCCCCCCAGCCUCCCCUUUUCAAAAAAAAAAAAAAAAACACACCAAAGCUGUAGUCACAAUCAGGGCUCCCUAUCAUAGUCUGCUUUCUUGCCUAUAUAUUUUUUUGAAAAUGUGAAUUGUAGCUUUUACCGAGUAUUCUAGCUGAUGCCUCCCCCCACCUUUUCCUGUAGUGUAAUGCAAUAGUGGGUUUGAGUUGCAGGUGAAGUUUUGACAGGCUGUUUCCAGCUUUUUUAAGUUUAAGUAGCAGUGUUGUCAGUCUUCAUGUAGCAUACCAAGGGAGCCUAUUUAUUUUGUGAUGAUUUGCAGUGUCCUGGAUGAGAAGAGAUGGGUGGUUAAAACUAGUUUUCAGAUUGGCUGUGUGUGCAGCUAGUCCAGACACGGCUCUCCUGUUAGUAUGAUCCUCAACCAGUUACAUUAGACAAACUUAGUCCAGGAGCCCAAUGGACUUUCCUGCAAUAAUUGUUCAACAGUAAUUAUUUCCAAAACCAAAACAAGCAAACAAAAAAACCACUUAAUUGGUUGUGCUUCACUGAUCAAGGUUAACAUUGGCUUUUUUGCAUGUGUUAAACUAGUAACCAAUAUAUAUAUAUAUAUA
Messenger RNA from Polyodon spathula (Mississippi paddlefish), 4006 nucleotides. RefSeq names its product RNA-binding E3 ubiquitin-protein ligase MEX3C-like. Bases 583 to 2322 code for a protein of 579 amino acids. The transcript is spliced from 2 exons. The record is from RefSeq and is a predicted model, not a curated record. Gene Ontology annotation, molecular function: RNA binding. NCBI's taxonomy places the organism in Eukaryota, Metazoa, Chordata, Actinopteri, Acipenseriformes, Polyodontidae.